Messenger RNA from Bipolaris sorokiniana ND90Pr, 926 nucleotides. RefSeq lists its product as uncharacterized. Gene Ontology annotation, cellular component: trans-Golgi network. The record is from RefSeq and is a predicted model, not a curated record. The transcript has 3 exons. Lineage: Eukaryota; Fungi; Ascomycota; Dothideomycetes; Pleosporales; Pleosporaceae. The coding region runs from base 186 to 737 and encodes 183 amino acids.
UGAAGUAUCAUCGGGUUUAGCUCCUGACCAGGGCUCCACCUCUCUAGCAUCCUUCCACAGCGACCGUGUGCCUCUGCCUUGGCUUGAACCCACCCACGGCAUCCUCUUGCCGGUCCUCGCCCACCCGUCUCCAUCUCCGUCUCUAAACCUACACCUCGAGAGCCGCACUUCGACUGUUCCGUGCAAUGAUCCCACAGAUUUCCCUCUCUUCCUACCCGCCUCCUUGCACGCCGAACGACGCCUCUCUCGCCUACCACCACCAUCACACUCACAGCCAGACCGACACCAUGUCAACCUCGUCGUCAAACUCGUCAGUCAGCGAAAAGGAUGUGGCUGUCGACCCCACCCUCCAGCCCAGGCCCCGUCUCGGCAGCAGAAAGUCGAGCGGCACCAUCAUAAUACCCCGCGACAGUCCCAAUGUCGAAAUGAAGGAAGAGGAGGAGGAAUACGAUGACGGCGAUGCGCGCACAAUGAGUCCCCGUCGCAGCAGCGAGGAAAUUGAAAAAAUGGGUCAGGAUGCUCGACAGGCUCUCAUAGAACAAGCAAAAGCCCUGCAAGCUAGUCUCAUGGAAAUUGUCGACCGUGUUGAAGUUGUCAAGAGCGAACACGAAAAACUCGAGGGCGGCAACAAGUUCCUGCAAUCAUAUAUUGGCGAACUCAUGCAAACAAGCAAGCUCACCUCCGCCGGCGCUGGAAAGGCCACAAAGGUCAAGGGCAAGGGCAAGCCCAUCAAAUAACAAUCAGAGCUCGUCCACACUCACACGCACCCUGUGAGCCUCUACUGUGUCGGCCUCCCUCCCAACCCUCGACUCGUCAUGGACUCCACGCGCCUAUCCAACUCUCACUACCACGCAAUCAUGAUGGUCUACUGUCUAACAUACUGACCACCAUGACCACUCACCUACACGCACACACAUCCGUCCAUC